Ailuropoda melanoleuca (giant panda) is the source of this 6418-nucleotide messenger RNA. RefSeq names its product tRNA aspartic acid methyltransferase 1 (gene TRDMT1). The record is from RefSeq and is a predicted model, not a curated record. Gene Ontology annotation, cellular component: nucleus. NCBI's taxonomy places the organism in Eukaryota, Metazoa, Chordata, Mammalia, Carnivora, Ursidae. The transcript has 14 exons. The coding region runs from base 5053 to 6006 and encodes 317 amino acids. Gene Ontology annotation, molecular function: methyltransferase activity.
UCGUUCUCUGUUGGUUUGAGUUUUAGGGAGAUUUAUUAAUGUUUAGGGUACUAACAUUGCAGGGGCCAAAAAUAGUGGGAGAGUUUUGUGAUAUGAGAGAUACAGCCAACUACAUGACAGCCAAGAUUCUCAAGGCCAAACUAAACAGUGUUACUGAGGAUACAUAUAAGCUUAGUACCCAGUUAAAAAAUUUCUUGUGCACUAAUCAUCUCAUUGCUUUUGUGUAUCAGAUUUUCCCAAGUAAUGCUCAUCAACACUGGCUCCGUUUUAAACUAGAGCCUCCUGAAAGCACUUCCCAUGUGUACAAGCGCAAGAACAACAAAUCACAGCCCCAUUGUAGAUCUGAGGGGAAAAGAAGGCAUGAGAGUUUAAAAAGCCUGAUGAAACCCUAACUUAGUAGCGGCCCAAUUCCUUAGCAGAUUGGAAUAUUCUGGAGAGAACCAGUGACCCUCUUCAGUCAAUGUAUUGUGAGUCCUACUGUGUGCCAGGCUCCCAGUUGUGUGCAAAGGAGGCAGAAACGAAUAAGCACCUUCCUUGCACUCAGACGGCACCAAAUCUACCUCUCUCUUCUCUGCUUAAUCUUUUUGUCUCUAAGUCUUGCAUGAUCAAGCUGCCACAUGGAGAUCUAGUUUAGUGGUUUCAUAAUGCAAUGCCCCCCCCGCCCCGCUAACGUCACAGUGCCUUGGUGACUUUUACUCUGAAAUCCAUGGAAAUGUGAAGUUUACUGUUUUGCUCUCCCUGAUAAAAUAAAGCAUAAUAACUAGUUGCUGGGUUACUGCAUAAAACACAGGCCCAAAAUGUAGCCGGGAAGAGCAGUUAGCAAUUAAGUAAAGGAAAUGACUAGUGGGUUUGAAACUCAACGCACGGCCCGCGUACUUCUUAGCAUAGGAAGGCAUCUGGGUUACUGAGGAAACUUUUAUCACUAAGGAAGUCGUUUUGGUGACUCAUGCUCAUACAGAACGACUUCUUUCAAAAUCUGUGUAUUUGGUGACCUUACCAUUAGACUUCUGUUUUCCUUUUUCUUUGGACUGGGACAGAAAAAGCUCCGUUUGGACGGCACGGGUUUGUUACUUAGUAGCAUGUUAUUUACUGGCUGGCCCACGUUUUGAAAUUUAAUGGACUCGUGGUGAUCAGAGUAAAAGAGAGAAGCCUUCCGCGUGAGGCCAGGGCACAGAGCACUAUUGGUGCCAUUCAUGAGCCUUAGCCGCCGAGACCUUUUCUGUGAGGCCCCUUUAAGGGAACAUGGGAGAAGGGCUAGUCCAGUGGUUCUCAAAGUGUGGUACCCAGUCCAGCAACACCAGCAUCAUCUGGUGUUUGUUGGCAGUGCUAUCGGUUCCCACCCCAGGCUGACCGGGUCAGAACUCUGGAGCAGAGGCACAACAAUCUGGUUUUUAAUUAGACUUCCAGAUGAUUCUGAGGAGUGCUGAAGUCUGUGAACCACUAUGCUCGUGAAUUUUUUGUAUUUGUGGCCAUGAAGAGUAUGAAAAAAAUAACGGUUGGAGAGUGGGGACGUUUAUGAGUCUGUUGAUGAGGAAAUGAAGAAUAGAUAGAAAAGAAUGUUUUUACUUUAGAAUUCAAAAAAUAAAGGGUCUGGAAUUUAAUGUGGAGGACUGAUUGCUUGCAAGAACCCUUGCGUUCUCAGAGAAGGGCAAUCCGGAUGACUGGGGUCCUGUGAAAUGUACUGGCAUGGUUCUGAAAUUCUCGAAUAAUCUCUUGUGAGAAAAGGCAUGCCUUUCUAUAUGAGGACAUACAUUCAACUCAGGUUUGUAAAACCCUUUAAGACUCUCAUGUUCCAUUGGCUUCACCAACUCAUUUGCAUCUCGAGGCCCCUGUUCCUGCAUCUGAAAACCAUAUGCGUUGUUACUUGCCACACAUGAUCUCAUCAGAAUGAAGUCAGAGAUUCGGGGUAUGUAAGAGGAUUUGUGAAGUGAUUUGAUUACUGAAAAAUGUGAAACAUAAGGAUGAAGAAUAAUUAAUAUUGAUAUUGACAGUAAAGAGGGGGUUAGAAGGUGAUAUAAAGAUGGGUGGCUGUUUCAACUUCCCUUUGACACAUAUCCCCUUUAGUCCUGGCUCUGUCAUAUAUUAGUUUUUGAUGUUAAGUAAAUCACAGUUUUUCAGAGCUUUUCACCUUAGAUUUCUCAACAAAAAAAGAGCAUCAGUGAUACCUACUGAGAGGACUGUUGUGAGAAAAAAAUUAGAUUAAAAUAUGAAAAUGCAGCUUGUAAAGGUCAAACAUUACACAUUUUAGAUAUUGUUGUUAGGAUUGUUGUUGUUCUAUGUCUGGGUUGAGGAAGCUUUGGGAUUGUUGACAUAAUGACAUCCAGGAGUUUGGAAUAAAUGUGUAUGUCAGCAGAUUUUAUGAUUACAAAAAAUAGCUAUGUUUACUUUUCUAUUAAUUCUUCUCCAAUGGAAUGUUUUCAUUUUCUCAUGAAACGAGGGAGAUCCACAUAUAUUUUAUUAAAGAAAGCAAGCCUGAUAUUUUCUAUCCUUUGAACUGAAAGACUACAUUUCACUCAUUCUUUCAGGGAAAGAUGACAGAUUCAGGAGUCAGGCUACCUGGGUAAAUUCCCAAGUUAUGGAUAAGCUUCAGUUCCCUUGUAUAUAAAAAGGAGGUGUUAAUAAUGCAGAGGUGUCUGAAGAUGAAGUGAGAAAUGUACAUAAAAUACAUAGUAGAGGGGCACAUGGGAAGCACUCAAUAAUGUGGGUUGUUAUUAAACUAUAGGAUGAAAAGGGGCAAUGUGUCUGAAAAGUCAAGGGCAGGAGAAAAUAAGAAGACAAGGGGACAGCUUGUACAAUGCCCUGACCGUUUUGCAAAUGGAAAUUCAAGCAGGUCCCAUGACUUUGCUGGUCACUCUUUCUAAAUUAAACAAUUCUCUGAUUGUUUCUAAUAGAGAAAAUUAAUCAUAGUGAUUUCAAAUCUAAUAAUCUAAAUUUCUACCUAAUAAUCAAAAUUUCAAUCUUGCUUUUAAGUUACGUGUCUUCUGUCUCCAGGCUUGAGUGUGCUGGAUGCAAGGAAAUGGGAGUACUGGGUCUCUCUUUACUAAGUGCUUCUCCUCCUCCUUCCCCACCUUGCUUACCAAGGUCUCUUGCUGCUUCAGGAUUAGAUCUCAUUGAGAAGAGGUGAGGGAGAUAAGAAAGUUCUUUCUUGACAAGUACUGUUGGUGGUCUAGAGUUUACACAUCUCCAUUUGGCCUGUCUUUAAAACUGGCCCUUUUUCUAGCAGGUGCUUCUCUGGGGACUUCUCAUCUUUGAGAUGACUCUCUGAAAGCGCCGUUAACAUGCAGAGGCACCUUCAUAUUUGGUCUUCCACAGUCCCUAGGAGUCAUUCCGAAGUACACUCUUGGCUUCUUUUCGCUGUGGUAACUUUUUUCCAGGGGCCCAUCCUCCCACAAGAUCUAAAACAGCAAGCUCUCCCUUGUAUGGCUCAGAUCUGGUCCAAGGGAAAUACUUUACCUUCUAGAACUCAGAGGAUAGAGGAUAGGUACAGUUGUAAACUCCCACAGUGGUCCAUUGAAGCUCUUUGCAUUGGGCCUGAGGUAAGUAGCAAACAGCUCCAUAGACCUUCUGGGGAAAAAGGUCAAUCCACAGAGAAUGCUGGCAACUUUCUCCAAAAACUUUCCUCUUCUGGGCACCUGGGUGGCUCAGUCAGUUAAGCGACCGACUCUUGGUUUUGGCUCAGGAUCAUGAUCCCAGGGUUGUGAGAUCAAGCCCUGCAUUGGGCUUCCCACUCAGCGGGGAGUCUGCUUCCUCUCUCCCUUGCCCCCCCCCAUGCUCCUGCACAUGUGUUCUCCCUCUCUCUCUCCCUCUCUAAAAUAAAAUAAAUCUUUAAAAAAAACCCUUUCCUUUUCAAUAAUCUCCAACUCAUUUAUACCUUCAACAUGGGCAGAUAGAUGUUUGUAAGAGUUAUGUAACUCUUUCUGGAGCCCUUCCUUUGAAAACUUUGCAAUAUAGUGUUAUAUUUCACUUCGGAAUGUAGCUUCAGUUGAAACUUGUACUUUAACUCCUAUUAAAGGUAAAGGGGGAAAGGAUCACUUUGACCCUCAUGAGUGCCCAGAUCCCAAAGUAAUCCCAAAGUAAAGCUUUCAAUGUGAGUAUUUUUUUUCAGAUGUUCAUAUUUAAUCUUUUCCUCAUAGGCAGCUUUUUGCUUUUUAAAGUGACUAACUUACGUUAUUCCUGACUUGCAUUAUCAGUGUUGGGGCUGACGCAUGUAAUUGUGCUAAAAUGUGUUUAAAAAUGGUGUUCAGAUGAAAUUGGAACGCUGUUAACUUUUAUCAGUUGUAAUGUGAUCCUAAACUCCCACUUGUAUUGAAAUAAGCUUGUCUUGAGACAAAUUAAAUAUGUUAUGUCUGUUGUGUUUAAGUUUUUAAAAUUAUUAUUAUUAUUGUUAUUAUUUUUGCAUUUCAGGCAUAACAUUCUCUAAUGUGAAAGCUCACAGACAGGGGCAUGUGUACAAGUCGAAACAGCUCUCAGCUCAGGCCCAAAAUGUCUGUGACUGCCUUGUGGUAGUUCUGGAGGGGGGUAUCUAAGUACAGUACGAAUAUGGACUUGGACUUGGAAUGUCAUAUAGCUGGGGAUGUGCUCAAAGGAGAUGAUGAUACUUGGGAAGAUGACCUGAACCUGUGAACUUUGAGCCAAUUUGAGGGUAUGGAGGCAGGAGUCAAAAAGGAAAGAAAGAAAGAAAGAGACUCUUCUAAAUUUUGUGCAGCACUGUAAUUUAAACAGGAUUUAGUGUGGAACGUACUGCACAGUGUAUCAAAGUGGAUACAGAGAUGCAUCAGAAUGCUAUUUAGAGAGAUGAACCAGAAGUAUGCAAAUAUUCCAUUUCAUAACUCCCUGGCCUGGUUGUCCGUUGGAAAUCUGAGAUCUAGCUAGGUAAUUGAAGAAGUGAGAAAAGAAAGCUGUGUGCCUGCACACGUGGUGGCUGCCAUUGAUGUAAACACUGUCGCUAAUGAAGUCUACAAGUAUAAUUUUCCUCACACACAGUUAUUGGCCAAGACAAUCGAAGGCAUUACACUAGAAGAGUUUGACAAAUUGUCGUUCAAUACGAUUUUAAUGAGCCCUCCCUGUCAGCCAUUCACCAGAAUUGGCCUGCAAGGUGAUGUGACUGAUCCGAGGACGAAUAGCCUCUUAUAUAUUCUAGAUAUUCUCCCAAGGUUACAAAAAUUACCGAAAUAUAUUCUUUUAGAAAAUGUUAAAGGCUUUGAAGUAUCUUCUGCAAGAGACCUGUUAAUACAAACAUUAGAAAAUUGCGGUUUUCAGUACCAAGAAUUUCUAUUAUCUCCAACCUCUCUUGGCAUUCCAAAUUCAAGGCUACGAUAUUUUCUUAUUGCAAAGCUUCAGUCAGAACCAUUACCUUUUCAAGUCCCUGGUCAGGUACUGAUGGAGUUCCCCAAAAUUGAAUCUGAACAUCCAGAAAGAAAUACAAUAGAUGGAGAAAAUAAAAUUGAAAGAGAGAAAAUUGAACCAAAUAUUUGCUUUGAUAAGAGCAGACAAUGUUCUGGAAAAGAGGCCAUUCUUUUUAAGCUUGAAACUGUAGAAGAAAUCGACCGGAAACUUCACCAGGACAGUGAUCUCUCUGUGCAAAUGCUAAAAGAUUUUCUUGAAGAUGAUGUUGACGUGAAUCAGUAUUUUUUACCGCCAAAAUCAUUGCUGCGAUACGCUCUUUUGUUAGACAUUGUUAAGCCCACUUGCAGAAGGUCCACAUGCUUUACCAAAGGUUAUGGAAGCUACAUAGAAGGGACAGGAUCUGUGUUACAGACGACUGAGGAUGUGCAGAUUGAGGAUAUCUACAAAUCCCUUACCAAUUUGUCACAAGAAGAAAAGAUAGCAAAAUUGUUAAUGCUUAAACUUCGAUAUUUCACUCCUAAAGAAAUAGCAAAUCUCCUUGGAUUUCCUUCAGAGUUCGGAUUUCCUGAGAAGAUAACAGUGAAACAGCGUUAUCGUCUACUUGGAAACAGUCUCAAUGUGCGUGUUGUAGCUAAACUAAUCAAAAUCCUAUACGACUAAUUUAAAAAUGACUCUGAGAGAUGGUCACAUUAUUUCUUCAUAUCCAGAUGGUAAUUCUGAAAUUCUAUUUUGAGUUGAUUCUGAUGAAAUUCAACUAAACUAUUUUUAUCUCUUUAAAAAGAAAUUUGGAUUUAUCAUAGAAAUGCCAGUUUUUUUCCCUAAAUUUGUAUUACUGUAUUUUGUAAAGCAGAAAUUAUUAUUAUGCUUUAGGAGAAUAUAUUUUCAUACGAAAUUGCUAAAUAUACAUGUAAAAUGUUCUCUUUUUAAUAUUAUGGUAUCAACAAAUUUAGGAACCUUGGAGUUUGAAUGUCUACAUGAGUAUUUUAUGAAGUGUUGUGACAGGCAUAGUAUAGUGAACCUGAGAUAAUUAUGUUUUUAAAUGUGAAUUAAACAAAUUGCUUUAUGAAUCCUA